Messenger RNA from Rasamsonia emersonii CBS 393.64, 276 nucleotides. RefSeq lists its product as uncharacterized. The transcript has a single exon. NCBI's taxonomy places the organism in Eukaryota, Fungi, Ascomycota, Eurotiomycetes, Eurotiales, Trichocomaceae. The annotation marks the transcript as partial. The record is from RefSeq and is a predicted model, not a curated record.
AGCCUGCGAUGCGCGUGCGCAAUGACGGACGAUGCGCCAGAGACAGCUACAGAAAACAUCAUGACGCAAGACAGCGAUGGAGCGGGCAUCGGACCGGGCUGGAGAGAUUGCGAAGACAUAGUACGGGGAGUAGGCGUAGUUUGGCCGCUAGCGAGGGGUUGUGGUUGGGGUCAGUCACGAUCGCGAGGGGGGGCAGGGCAGUGUGACUGGCAGCCGGCUGCACUUGCAGGCGACGGAAUGGGCCACCGCAUGGCCAGGGCAGCGGCAGCAGACUGA